This is a messenger RNA of Cercospora beticola, 8373 nucleotides long. RefSeq names its product type I polyketide synthase. Gene Ontology annotation, molecular function: oxidoreductase activity; 3-oxoacyl-[acyl-carrier-protein] synthase activity; fatty acid synthase activity. The record is from RefSeq and is a predicted model, not a curated record. Lineage: Eukaryota; Fungi; Ascomycota; Dothideomycetes; Mycosphaerellales; Mycosphaerellaceae. Gene Ontology annotation, biological process: secondary metabolite biosynthetic process; fatty acid biosynthetic process.
CACUCCGGGCCUUUCGUCAACCCAGGGCCGGACUGCUCAGAGAUCGAAACUCAUCCUUUCUUCCACUCUCCACAUGGAUGCAAUGCUGUCAGGCGCAGCGUGGUGUUUACAAAGCCUGACAACAUCACCAGUCGAACCUUCAUCGGUGUUGGUGCGCAUACCAGAUGACCUUCCAACAUCAGACUGCUGGCUUGUGGAAAUUGAUCAACAUGGAUGUAUCAUUCAGUGAUGGGUUAGGGCUUUAGUCCGAACUAUCGAUCUGUGCGAUUAUGAUCCCCACCUCUGAUUGUGCUCUACAGGGCGCCUUUGAUUAGUGGUCUUUCAUUCUGUCAACAUGGACAUUUCGACUGUAUGCGUGGCGAGCCGCAAGUCUUAGCCAGUUCAACUGCUGGUCUCGAAGCAAUAGCCCACAUUCUUCGCUCACGAUUGCUGCGUAACUACUUUCCUACCUGCGAUGGAAUUCUCCACACCUUCCAGCCAAGCGCGUUCGGACAGCAUAAGUGACUGUGUGCACAUGACGCAUGCUCACGAUGCAGGAGCAAAUGGGGUUACACACAAUACACGGAAUGCGUCCCGGUUGCCAUCUGAUGUGACUGUUGGCCUCGGAACAGCUACUGAUACUACUCCCGUUGCCAUCUGCGGCAUGGGUUUGCGGUUGCCAGGCUCGAUUCAUGACCCAACGUCGAUGUUCAAUUUCCUGAUGAAUGGGAAAGAUGCCCGCACGCCAACUGAUGACAAACGUUUCAACAUCAAUGGCUACUACAACAAAAGCUCUGGUAUCGGCACUAUGCCGAUGAAUCAUGGCUACUGGCUCGACGAUCUUGACCUGAGGCAGUUCGAUACCGCCAUGUUCAAUAUGACGGCUUCUGAAGCUGAAAGGCUCGACCCGCGGCAACGAUUGUUAUUGGAAGUUGCGCGUGAGGCCUUGGAAAGCGCAGGAGAGACAGGCUGGCGUGGCAAAAGCAUUGGAUGUUAUGUCGGUGCCUUUGGCGAAGAUUGGCAAGAGCUUCACAGCAAAGACCCGCUUGAUAGUGGUAUCUACCGCAUCACGGGCUAUCUGGACUUCGCCCUGAGUAACCGACUCUCGUAUGAGUUCGACUUGAGGGGCCCGAGCAUGACUAUCAAGACAGCAUGCUCGUCUACUGGAACGGCAUUACACCUAGCGUGCCAGGCGAUUGCACAGAACGAGUGCACUGCAGCAAUCGUUGCUGGCGUCAACUUGAUCUUGACACCAACACUCUCGCUGGCAAUGACAGACCAAGGCGGCUUGUCAGCAGAUGCGUCCUGCAAAACCUUCGACGCCUCGGCCAAUGGGUACGCGCGGGCAGAAGCGGCCAGUGCAAUCUACAUCAAGAAGUGGGAUGCAGCCAUGCGAGACGGCGAUCCUAUUCGGGCUGUCAUCCGAAACACAGCUAGCAAUUUUGAUGGCAAAACACAGGGUAUCACGAAUCCAAGUGCCGAAGCACAAGAAGCACUGAUCAGACAAGCAUAUGGGAGGGCUGGUCUUGACCCUGCAAGAACGGCGAUGGUGGAGUGCCAUGGCACAGGUACGGCCGUGGGAGAUCCGCUGGAGUUAGAAGCUGUUGCCAACGUCUUUGGCAGAAAAGGUGUCUUCAUCGGAUCUGUCAAGCCUAAUUUCGGUCACGGAGAAGCGGCCGCGACCCUCACCAGCAUCCUGAAAUCGGUUCUUGCACUAGAGAACAAGAUCAUGUUCCCUAAUAUCAAAUUCACGAAUCCAAACCCGAAGAUUCCCUUCAAUGAUGCCAAGCUCAUGGUUCCCGUUAAGCCCACCGCAUGGCCAGAUGAUCGCGCUGAAGUCAUCAGUGUCAAUAGCUUCGGAGUUGGCGGCACAAAUGUUCACAUCGUUCUACAAUCAGCAGCUAGCUUCGCACUGGAGAAGUCAGUGAAGCAUCUUCACACCUCAUUGGCCGCCGUAGACACCACGAUGCUUCUGGUCUUCUCAGCGGCAAGCAAAGAGUCGUUGAAAGCGGUGGCGGAUAAUUGCCAAGCCUAUCUGAGAGCCCAUCCCGAUCGAUUCGCUCACCUUGCCUAUACUUUGGCCCUCCGACGCGAACAUCUCCAGUUCCGUUCUUUCACCGUUGUAGAGUGCCGCAAUGCUGGAGAAGACGUGGCUGCCUCAGCAACUACCAUGCAGGCCCGCACCGAGAAUGCCGCUUGUCACCAGACGACCCAAAAUUGCAAAUUCGAUAAGAACGGCGUACGCCACGUGCCAGAUCUUACCAUAUCGCCACCCAUAAAAUGUCAAGCUGCAAGACAGACACUCUUUGUAUUCACAGGCCAAGGUGCGCAAUGGGCGAGAAUGGGACAAUCCCUAAUGGACAAGCAACCAAGAUUCUUGCAGUCUCUGAGAGACAUGGACCUCAUUUUGCAGAGUCUUGAUCAUUCACCCAAAUGGACCAUCGAAGGGGAAAUUGGAAAGGACGAAAACCUUUCUCGCUUGGAUGAACCCGAAAUUUGUCAACCAAUUUGCACGAGUUUGCAGAUCGCCCUUGUUCAAUUGUUGUUGCACUGGGGUGUACGACCUGCUGCCGUAAUCGGUCACUCCAGCGGCGAGAUUGCCGCUGCAUAUGCGGCAGGAUCUUUGACGAUGCGCGAAGCUAUGGUCACGGCCUACUACAGAGGCUACGUUGCCAGUCAACAGAAACGGAAUGGUGGAAUGGCUGUCGUUGGCAUGAGCCAAGAUCACGCCCGUCUAUUUUGCUCUCCGGGAGUUGAAAUCGCAUGCAAAAACAGCGGCAAGAACGUGACGUUGUCCGGAGACAUGGAACAAUUGGAUGUAGUUCUGGCGAGCAUCGCGAAGGCGGAGCCAGAUGUCUUCAUCCGACGGCUGCCGGUUCAGGAAGCGUAUCAUUCGUAUCAUAUGAAAGACAUCGGUGGUGCGUAUUGCGAAUACAUUACAGAACAUCUGACGCCCUGCGAGCCGACUGUGCCCUUCUUUUCCAGCGUGCACGGAGCACGCCUUGCAUCGGCUGUGAAGCUAGAUGCCACUUACUGGCGCAGCAACCUCGAGCAACCAGUGGAAUUUCAUGCAGCUACGAAGCAGAUGCUGUGCUCUUUCCCUCGCGAUACUACCGUAUUGGAGGUGGGCCCUCAUGCAGCCCUUGCUGGGCCCUUGAAACAGAUUGCGAACGAGCUAUCAUCGGCGAAUCAAUAUCUGGCAGUGCUCACCAGGCGCCAAGACGACAAUUACUGCUUUCUCAAGGCAAUGGGCCAACUUCACUGCAUCGGCCACCAGGUCAGCUUUCCCUAUCAUGGUCAGGUACUCACGGACCUGGAUCCAUAUCCCUGGAAACACGAAAGGUACUGGUACGAGACCAGGCUUAUGCGAGACUGGAGAAUGCGCAAACAUGCCCCACAUGAGCUGUUAGGAGUCAGAACACUGGAAAGCGGUGAUUUGCAACCCUGCUGGCGAAAUUUGUUGCGUUUGAAAGAUGUUGAGUGGCUGAAAGACCAUAGGAUCGGCGACGACAUCGUCUUCCCAGCAGCAGCAUAUAUAUGUAUGGCCGGCGAGGCAUCUUUGCAAAUGACCGGCACUGUUGAUUAUACUGUCAAAGAAGUGUCUUUCAACACAGCAAUGGUCCUUAGAACCAGUGAAUGCACAGAAAUAUUGACCACGUUGCGACCCCAGCGUGUUACCUCCUCAUUGGAUUCCGCCUGGUUCGAGUUCACCAUCAUUUCGUUCAGUGGAUCGGUGUGGAACAAGCACUGCACAGGACUGAUCAAAGGAGGGCAAGAAUCGAGGGGACCGUCGUUCCAAGCUGAGACGUACCCUAGACAGGUCUCUACUUCCGCAUGGUAUCGAAGUAUGGCCCGUGCGGGACUGAAAUAUGGUCCGAGGUUCGUGGGUAUGGAGGGCAUCACAGCUGGAAUUCAGGAAGCCAAGGCCUCUGCAGUAAUCUCUGACAAACAGAACCCCAACGAGCCUCACUACCCACUACACCCGACUACACUCGACAUUGCAUUUCAGACAAUCAGGGUGGCUGUACACUUGGGUGAACCUCGUCUGUUCCGGAGAGUUUACUUGCCUACGUACAUCGAGGAGUUGUACGUCGGGGAUGCUCGUCAUCAGACCAUACGUGUGAACACACGAGCAGUGAGUGGCAAAUAUGGGGCAACGCGAGGCUAUUCCCAGGGCAUCGUGAACGACGCUAGAGCCUUCCACUUCGAAGGAAUUCGUUUCACCUUACUGGAAACAGACGAAGCACUACAAAUGCAUAAAGCUGCUUAUCUACAGUGGAAGCCGGAUUGGGACUUGCUCGAGAUCAACAGUCUGCUGAAGCCUAUCAACAGCUGCGAAUCCGAUCACUGCCUUAUGGAAAGGAUGUUCCUGCUCUGUGCGAUAGAGGGUCAAAAAGCACUCACCGAUGUGGGACCCGUGUAUGAAUAUCUGAGCCGGUAUCGAGAUUGGCUCGGUGCGCAUCUUCAAAGGGCAAUGUCACCAGACUAUCCUCUUGUACCAGACUCGCAAGAGCUCUUCUGCUUGUCUUCUUCCCAACGUCGGACACUUAUCAAUCAAAUGCACGAGCAGAGCAAACAGAUGCGAAAUGCGCCUGUGUGCGCUUUGCUUUUCCGCUGCUAUGAGAAUUGUCGGGAUAUAUUCGAGGGCAAAGCUGAGACGCUCGACGUUCUGAUCAAAGAUGGACUCCUUCACCAACUGUACGAUUACAUGAAUUCUAUGUGGGAAUACAGCGACUUCUUCAAGCUGUUGGGUAACACUAGACCCCAGAUAGAAAUUCUCGAAGUAGGGGCCGGAACUGGCGGGCUUACAGCUAAGGUCCUAGAAGGCUUGAGGUCUGACUUUGGAGAGCGGAUGUACCUCAAUUACACAUUCACUGACAUCUCCGCUGGUUUCUUCGUGCAAGCACAAGAAAGGUUCAAGGGCUGGCAAAACAUUGAGUACAAAGUGCUCGAUAUUAGCAAAGAUCCGCUUGCCCAAGGAUUUAAAGCCGGCCAAUACGACCUUAUCAUCGCCUCGAAUGUCAUACAUGCUACUCCCGUGCUUCAGAAGACAUUGGCAAACAUUCUGUCGCUCCUUCGUCCAGAAGGUCAGCUUUUAAUGCAAGAAAUCUGCACGGAGACCAAAUGGGCCAACUAUAUCAUGGGUCUGUUUCCAGGCUGGUGGUUGAGCGAGCAAUCUGAACGAACUGGACAGCCAUAUAUCUCACCCGAGCUGUGGGAUACAGAGUUGCGGGCUGCGGGCUUUGCUGGUGUGGAAGCAAGUGCAUUGGACGGCGCUCCACCCUAUCAUAUCAACGCAACUAUCCUCGCGCGGCCAUGUUACGACACGAGGCACAGUGACCGGGUCACUCUGCUAUCUGGUUAUGAAAUCCAUCAUCUCGCCUACAGAGUUGAAGAGAUGCUACAUGAUCAGGACAUCGUAGCUCAGCACUGCCUUUUCGGUGAGCCACUUCCGCCAGGGCAAGCUCUGAUCUCGUUUCUCGAUGUAGAUUGCCCGUUCUUCAAGGAUUUCGACUCGGUGAAGAUGACUCAGUUCUUGGAUAUGGUUCGAACACUGCAGCAUACCAUCGUGGUAUGGCUGACGCGGGCGAUUCACAUCAACCCUAUAGACCCGGACUUCGCCCUAGUGACUGGUCUUGCUAGGACCAUUCGAUCAGAGUUAGGAAUGUACUUUGCGACUCUUGAGCUUGAGAGCACUACGGACCUUUCCGCCUCGGCUAUCUGUCACGUUUUCCACAAACUCAGGCAAACUACUGCAGAUAAUCAUUCAGAUGUUGACCCGGACAUGGAAUUUGCUUGGGCUAAUGGUGUCAUAAAUAUUAGCCGCUUCCAUUGGGCUUCGAUGGCAGUGACUCCGGAUGAGAUGUUGGACGGGACCUCUGCGAGAGCACUUGUGAUCGGCCAGCGAGGAUCGUUGCAGACAUUGAAGUGGACGCAACGACGCCUGACAGAGCUGAUGCCUGAGGAAGUACAAAUCAAGAUGUAUGCCGUGGGCAUGAACUUCAAGGACAUCGUGAUCGCCAUGGGUAUCAUCGACGGCGGAGAUGCUGCAGGCAACAUCCUUGGCUGCGAAGGCUCCGGCAUCAUCACCAAGACUGGAUCUGCAGUCGAGCAUGUCCAGCCAGGAGAUCGUGUGAUGGUGCUGGGUGGUCAUGUUGGUACAUUCACGACAGAGCUACAGACUUUGGGCCGUUUGUGCUGCAAAAUCCCAGAUCAGCUAGCCUGGGACGAGGCCGCCACCAUGCCCUGCGUCUACAUAACGGUGCUUCGGGCACUCAUCGACAAGGGCAAUCUCCGGGAAGGACAAUCUGUGCUGAUCCACAGCGCAGCUGGCGGCGUAGGCCUCGCUGCCAUAAACAUUGCAAGAUGGGUUGGCGCGCGCAUCCUCGUGACCGUGGGCACCAAAGAGAAAGCGGAUCAUCUUGCCCAAGCAUACGGCAUUCCACGACACCACAUCUUCUCCUCACGCGACAUAAGCUUCGUCGAUGGCGUAAGCAGAGCGACUGACGGCCGUGGUGUGGAUGUCGUGCUCAAUUCUUUAUCGGGCGAACUUCUCCAUGCAUCCUGGAAGUGCGUAGCCAGGGGCGGAUGCAUGCUCGAACUCGGAAAACGUGAUUUAAUUGGCCGGGGCCAGUUGGCUAUGGACGCCUUCGAGGAGAAUCGCUCAUUCAUUGGCAUCGACGUAGGCGCCUUGGCAAUCGAUGAUGUAUCAACCACUUCUCGGCUGUUGAAACAAGUGGUAGACCUUUACACUCAAGGCAAGAUUCAUCCGAUCUCACCCAGUACCCGGUUCGGUGCGGAGAACGUCGCUGAAGCCUUUAGCCAUAUGCAGAAAGGUCUGCAUAUUGGGAAGAUUGUGGUUACCUUUCCUGCCGCCGACAUCCUUCCUCUUUCACCUUGUCUCCCGGAAGUCUGGCUGAGGCCAGAUGCCAACUACCUUCUUGUAGGUGGCCUGGGAGGCUUGGGUAUGACCGUUGCCAAGUGGAUGGUAAUGCAUGGCGCCAGGAAUUUGGCAUUCUUGUCACGGUCCGCCAAUCACGGGAAGCAUCGGGCUUUCUUCCAGGAGCUUGCAGAAAUGUCUUGUCAAGCUCAGGCUAUCACUUGCGAUGUGUGCGAGCUAAGUUCGGUUCGGGAUGCUGUCUCUAAGCUCGACAAGCCUAUCGCCGGCGUCUUGCACAUGGGUAUGGUUUUGAGCGACAUCAGUAUUCUGGACCUGGAUGUUGAGAUCUGGAGAGCUGCCAUAGGGCCCAAGGUCCAGGGAACGUGGAACCUGCACACAGCGUUGCCGCGAGACAUGGACCAUUUUGUUAUGUUCAGCUCGGCUUCCGGCAUCUGUGGUUACUGGGGCCAGGCUAACUAUGCCGCCGGGAACACCUUUCAGGAUAGCUUCGCUCAAUACCGCACAUCACAAGGUUCGCCAGCGGCAGUGAUUGAUAUCGGAGCCGUCGAGGACGUUGGCUUCAUCAGUCAAAACCCAACGAUUCUGGAACAGAUGAGGUCUACAAGCACCAGUAUGCUUUCGGAACAAGCUUUCUUGGACGGUCUUCAACUCGCCAUGUCCCGUUCCAACAAGAGGCCAGCGCCACAGCUCAAGACUGUCACUGAGGGACACAUGUACCCAGGACAAGUCAGCAUCGGUCUCGAGUGCUCGCUACCCAUUGCGGAUCCAAACAACACUGUGAUCUGGAAGCGUGAUCCCCGUUUCGCCAUCUACCGGAAUAUCGAGCAAGCUGACUCGGUGACCACUCACACCAGCCGUGGUCCUUUACAGAAGUUGAUCAGUACUUUGAGAGCGAAUCAGAGCAAAUUAGACGAUUCUCAUAUUGCGCGGAUCCUUACAGAAGCGAUCGCUCGAUCUGUCUUCGGCUUUCUGAUGAAAGCUGAUACAGAGGAGAUCGAUCACACGCUUACUCUUGAAAGUAUAGGCGUUGAUUCUUUAGUAGCAAUUGAAAUCCGCAACUGGGUUAAACAUAAUCUGAGCGUGGACGUGAGCGUAUUGGAACUCAUGGCUGGUGGAAGUCUCGAACAAUUGGGCAGCUUGGUCGCUCGACGACUCAGGGAAAAGUACACAUCGAGCUCAACGAGUUCAUCGGAAACGAAGGUCAAUCGGGAGAAUUAGCUGAUCUAUGGUGGCAAUGGACUAGAGGCAUGUACUAUGCUGAUCGUCCACCGCUGAAGAAGCAAAAGGAGAGAAUUCGAACGUGAGAAACAUUCCAUCAAAUCGUCUCGGCCGAUGCAUCCAAAGCCUCAUGAUAAUUUAAUACUGGAGAAGUUUGAAAUUUGGGUCCGUGACUGAUGAACAUAGUGACGGCGGGUCGACAGCACAUGACUCUGCUUCAUCUUUCGAAUGAUAAUCAUAAUCUCGAGGGGCAACUUUCUCACUAAAUCCAUAAC